Molecule: messenger RNA, 561 nt
Organism: Kalmanozyma brasiliensis GHG001
Lineage: Eukaryota; Fungi; Basidiomycota; Ustilaginomycetes; Ustilaginales
Exons: 1
Coding region: 1-561 (186 amino acids)
Source: RefSeq, a predicted model, not a curated record
AUGAAGCUGCCAAGCUCGAUCCUAGCAUUGGCGCAGCUGGUGCUGUCGGCGGCCGACCAGCUCAACCACCCAGACUCAGCAGCAUCGCCGCAAUGGAGCGGGACGCUGCCUCCGUACCCGCGCGAUUCGGGCGCGCUCGUUUCGGCGUGCACCUUUGCCGUUGGUCCACCCGGUCCUCCAGCCUCGGCCCUCUGUCCCGCCUUUACCGUCUUCUGCGCUCGCUUUCGGGACGACAUGCGCUCGAAACACAUUCGCCAACUCAAAUCCACCCCUCCGUUCACCUCCACAGUCAAGCAGGCCUCGCGAAAGGGCCGAGACGACGACGGUGACCCUCUGAAGCACGUCAAAUACCGAACCGGCUGCACGGGCGGCGCAACCACGGCGAGCGAUGGCACCUUUCUCUCGGCCUACACAGCCACGUGCAUCGUCAACGGCGUCGACUGGGUGCCUUACGUCUUUGAUCAGUUUCUCCGCGCCGAAUUCGGCGAGAAGGGCCACGAAAACGAUCCUCUACCCAUAUACAGCAGCUUUGUUGGUUGUCAGGUUCCCACCCACUCAUAA